Molecule: messenger RNA, 351 nt
Organism: Dentiscutata erythropus
Lineage: Eukaryota; Fungi; Glomeromycota; Glomeromycetes; Diversisporales; Gigasporaceae
Source: the annotation of a GenBank genome assembly
AUGUCAGUGCAUGUUCCUACAGUAUUUAGACCCGGACUUUAUCAAAUGUUUCACGUUAGUGACUUCCUACACUUUAGCAACCAUGGUACAAAACCAGAUGGUACACAAAUGGGAAAUGCUGGAGUUGGACAUUUUGCGUCUCUGGAGACAGUUCAUGAUGAUUUUCAUUUAGUAUCUGGUGGUCUUGGAGGUCAUAUGACUUAUACAGAUCUAGCUGGAUUUGACGCACUAUUCUUUUUUCAUCAUGUCAACGUUGAUCGUCUUGUUGCACUUUGGCAAGGAGUAUAUCCUGAUAGUUGGAUUCCAAAAAUUACUGAACUCGACGGAACUUAUACAGAUGAAAUAGAUAAA